AUUAAAGAGUCUUCUGUAGAAUAUCUCCGUAUUACUGAUAGUACUAUUGAAUUUCUUGAUAGGCAAGAAGACCAGGUUCCUAUUAAUUUAGCACCAGAAAUUAAUGAUGAUUUGUUAGGAACUCGUAUGCCUCUCUUUAUUGAAGAUCUUCACCGAAUCGGUGACCCUGCGAAAGAACUCUGUAAGGUUGAAG
Molecule: messenger RNA, 193 nt
Organism: Racocetra persica
Lineage: Eukaryota; Fungi; Glomeromycota; Glomeromycetes; Diversisporales; Gigasporaceae
Source: the annotation of a GenBank genome assembly